Molecule: messenger RNA, 848 nt
Organism: Diorhabda sublineata
Lineage: Eukaryota; Metazoa; Arthropoda; Insecta; Coleoptera; Chrysomelidae
Gene: UQCR-Q
Product: cytochrome b-c1 complex subunit 8
Exons: 3
Coding region: 139-387 (82 amino acids)
Biological process (GO): mitochondrial electron transport, ubiquinol to cytochrome c
Source: RefSeq, a predicted model, not a curated record
GCUCUGUACUCCCUCUAUUCGGCUGACAGCAUUACCGAACGCAACUAUAAUAAUUGUAUGGUAUAUUUGGUGGUUAAGUGUCAUUAAAGUCCAUUAUUAUCCCAGUAAUAAUUAAAGUUCUUUUAAUACGGAAAAACCAUGGGUCAUGGAUUUGGAGAAUUGUUUAAACUUAGAGGAAUUGUUACUUAUAAAAUUUCCCAUUUUGAGCAAAAAUCUUUUGCGGGAUGGAUAUCACAUGGAAUUCCAAAUACCAUCAGAAGAAUUUUAGACCAAAUCAUAUAUGUUGUUCCUCCACUUGGAAUAGGAUACCUAGUUUAUGAUCAAGUAGAGAAAGAACAUCAUAGGUUAAUGUUGAAGAAUCCUGCUGAUUUUGAAGAUGAUAAGUGAAGUUAGGUUUCUUGAUGUAGAUUAAGUGGAAAUCAGUAAUAUAUGUGAUUAUAGUGUUUCUAUUUAUUCAUUAAAAAAUUAAUAUCUCUAUUCAGCAUUUCCUUAGGGUAAAGGGUCUUAUUUCAUUGGUACUGAUGGAGUUUGGACUGAUUUACAGAUGUAGGUUUGUCCAUCAUCCCUUCAUUGUUCUUGAAAGGAGGGUUACAAUAUUUGGAAUAACUAAAAAAUUAUUUCUUAAAUUUCUCACACCUUUUGAUAUAUUUUUGUGCCUAAAUUUUCUCGAUUUCAGAUCUCCUCAGAUUUAAAAUUUGUUUUUUUAUAAUUUUUUCAAAACAUGAAAAUUUGGCGUUUCGACUUCUUUUAUAUAUUUCAAUAGACUAAUAUAUAGGUGGAGGGUGUAACCUAAUCUAGAUAAUUACCUAAUAUUUUUUUCUCUGGUAUUUGUAAAUAAAAAUAAUUCU